This is a messenger RNA of Adineta steineri, 2349 nucleotides long. NCBI's taxonomy places the organism in Eukaryota, Metazoa, Rotifera, Eurotatoria, Adinetida, Adinetidae. The record is from the annotation of a GenBank genome assembly.
AUGAGAUUAACUGCUGAUCUCUGUCAGUCUGAACUGUUCAAUAUACAAACCAAUGAUUCAGACAAUUUACAGCAGGCUGAAAAGUCUUACUUAAGAGCUGAAGCUAUUUCCAAAGCUUAUGGAUUAACUUUAGAAGAUAUUCUUAAUGUAUCUCCUAAGUUUUGGCAAAUGCAUACUGAUCCCAUCGUACAGAUGGAUGGAGGCGCCACAACUUUGCUGACUAUUCAGUAUAACCUCGUUGUUGGAACAAUUGGUAUGUUUGUAGGAGAGAGAAAGGAUCUUGAACCUCUUCUUCAAGAUUUAGUAGAAUAUAAAACAAUUGGACAAAUUUGUUUAACUGAAUUAGGACAUGGCCUCAAUGCACUCUAUCUACAAACAACUGCAACUUUACAAAGUGAUGGAACUUUCGACCUUCAUACUCCAAAUGAUCAAGCUGCAAAAUAUAUGCCACCAACAAUUCCUGUUCUUGGACGUACUUGUAUUGCUGUAGUAUUUGCUCAAUUGAUUGUUGAAGGUGAACAUAGAGGUCUUCGACCUUUUAUUGUUACUCUUAAUGACGGACAUUGUAUGAGUCCAGGUAUCAAAGCAAAACUUUUACCAAGACGUUCUGGAGCACAUCCUGUCAAUCAUGCCAUUACUUCUUUCAAUCAUGUUCGUCUUCCAUCAACUGCCCUUCUAGGCAAUCUUAAGAAGCCAUCCUCAUUACGUAUACAUUUUCUUCUUUCUAUCAUUCGUGUUAGUGUUGGCACUCUUGCUCUAAGUUCCAGUGCUUUACCCGGUUUGCAGAUUGCAUCUCAUAUUGCUUAUCAUUACAGUAUUCGACGGACAAUAUAUAAUCAUGAUGGCAGUCAAAUUAAUAUUCUCUCUUUUCGAACACAACAAAUUCCUGUUUUCACAGCAGUUGCACAAUGCUACGUUCUUCAAGCAUUUACAAAACAUUCCAUAAAUUAUUUUAUUGAUCAAUCACUUGAUCCUCGUUCAAGACAUGGUGUUGCUACAAUAUAUAAAGCUGUCUGCUUGCAACAUUCUCAAUCAUCGCAACUAGAACUUUCUGAACGUUGUGGAGCUCAGGGCCUUUUCGGUUACAAUCAAAUCAUCACUCAAUAUUGCAAUACACAAGGAAUUGCGAUCGCCGAGGGAGAUAUCCUUGUCCUUACAAUUCGUCUUGUUAGCGAACUUUGCAUUGGAAGAUAUUCCCUUCCUCAAACAUCCAAUCCAGAAAGCCUUCUGGCUAAACAUGAAGCUAGUGUAUUUGAAGAGUGUCACGCUAUUGCUAAACAGUAUGGACAUCGUAGUAAAGAGUUCUCAUCCUAUGUUUUGCCUAAAUGUCGAUCCGUUAUUGAGGCUAUGGGACAUCGUGCGGCGUAUGAUGCUGCAGUAGCUGAUGAAGUACCUCAAACAUUGAUCGACAUCUAUAUCUGCCAUGUUAUCAAGCUUGAUCUUGCAUGGUACAUCGAAAAAGGACUCCUUACACGCGCACAAUUCACUCAUAUGGAAGCAGAAGCAUUCGAAAAAGCCGUUCCAUUGAUGCAUGAUUGGGUAGAACAAAUGGAUGUUGGAUCGUAUAUCAAGGCACCCAUUGUCAGUGAUGACAGAUGGGCAAAAUUCGGUAAUGAUGAUCUUGAUGAUUUACUUGGUGAAUUUAAUAUACGAAAAAGUUUAGGUGAACGUCUCUGUUUAUUAGAAGAUUAUAAAAUAAUAAUUGUUUGUGAUGAUUCUGGAUCAAUGAAUACAACUAUUGAUGGUAGUCAAGAUACUCGAUGGGAUGAACUUUGUUCGAUUGUUAAAUUAUUAAUAGAAAUUUGUAUGUUAUUUGAUUCUAAUGGUAUUGAUAUUUAUUUUCUUAAUCGAGGACGUUUUCUUAAUGUAAAAACUUCUGAAUUUGUUGAUAAAAUAUUUUCGAAUCGUCCACGUGGUUAUACACCAUUAGUACCUAUAUUAAAGAAGAUAUUUAAAUCAUCAUCAACUCGUAUAAAUGCAGAUCAUAGAAAAACUCUUGUAUUUAUUGCGACAGAUGGUGCACCAACGGAUGAAAAAGGACAUGUUAAUUUGGAAGAACUUGAAUGUUUAAUGAAUAUAGAACGUGAAAUAGAAACAACUCAUGUCAUGUUUUUAUUAUGCACUGAUGAUCCAAUUUAUAAUGAUUGUUUAACUGAUUGGGAUAAUAAAAUGAUCAAUAUGGAUGUUACAGCCGAUUACAUAACAGAAAAAGAAAAAAUUCAUACAUAUCGUGGUAAAAAUUUUCCAUUUUCAAAAGGCGAUUAUGUUGUUAAAGCAUUACUUGGUGCUAUUGAUCCGGAUAUUAAUAAUCUUAAUCAACCUGAUGAAGAUAUUUUUCUUCAUCAAUAA